Molecule: messenger RNA, 975 nt
Organism: Mangifera indica (mango)
Lineage: Eukaryota; Viridiplantae; Streptophyta; Magnoliopsida; Sapindales; Anacardiaceae
Product: NDR1/HIN1-like protein 3
Exons: 1
Coding region: 97-765 (222 amino acids)
Biological process (GO): defense response to other organism
Source: RefSeq, a predicted model, not a curated record
CAUUCUUCAAACACAUUCUCUCAUUCAUUCUUCUUGAGCAAAACAGUUUAGUUUAAUUCUUCUGCUUAAUUUGUUUUUAUUUUUCGGCCUUCAAUUAUGCCUGAGAAACAACCCCAGUUGAACGGUGCCUAUUACGGGCCGGCCAUCCCACCACCCACCACCCACCAAAAACACUACCACCGUCCCGGCCGUGGCUCAGGAUGCGGUUGCUGCUGCUGCCUCUUCACCUUCUUGCUCAAAAUUAUCCUCUCCAUCAUCGUCAUCGUCGCCCUUGCCGCCUUGAUCGUUUGGCUCAUCUUUCGUCCCAUUAAUCCCAUCAAGUUCCACGUCACCGACGCCCAAUUAACCCAGUUCAACCUCACCUCCAGCAACAACCUCCAGUACAAUCUUUCAGUCAACAUCACCAUCCGCAAUCCAAACAAAAAGAUUGGUGUUUACUACGAUCGUAUCGAAGCCAGGGCUUAUUACGAGGACGCGAGAUUGGAUUCGAAAAUGUUGACUCCAUUUUACCAGGGCCACAAAACCACCAGUGUUUUGAGCACAUCUUUUGAGGGUCAACAGCUUUUGCUUAAUGAAGAUCUUCAAGAUUUUAACCAGGAAAGAACUUCUGGAACUUACUCUGUUGAUGUGAAACUUUACUUGAAGAUUAGGUUCAAGUUGGGGAAGAUAAAGACGCCGAAGUUGAAGCCGGUUAUCAAGUGUGAGUUGAAGUUUCCUGUGGAUUCUGCUCUCACCACUGCUACGAAAUGCAAGGUUGAUUUCUGAUGAUGAGUAGAAGGGAUAUUAUUUAGGGACUUCUCAUUGUUUUUGGAUAUUCUUAUUCUUUUGUUAUUUCCCUGAUACAGAUUAUUUUUUUGUAUUUUUUAUUUGAGCUGUUAUUGCCGGAUUUUGUGAUAGCUUUAUUGUUAUUAUAUAUUAUUUAUGGUCAUAUCUGUUACGUUUUUGUAUGUGAAUAAAUAACGAAUUUAUUUAUUA